Messenger RNA from Penicillium waksmanii, 747 nucleotides. RefSeq lists its product as uncharacterized. The record is from RefSeq and is a predicted model, not a curated record. The coding region runs from base 1 to 747 and encodes 248 amino acids. The transcript has a single exon. Lineage: Eukaryota; Fungi; Ascomycota; Eurotiomycetes; Eurotiales; Aspergillaceae.
AUGCAGCACCAAAACCCGUCUACACCUCAUCAAAACACAGCUCAUGGUUCUGGAAUGUCCAUCCAUGUUUCGCCAGUGGCCUCUCCACCAGCACUGUCGCUUCAAAACCACCGGGAUCAUAACAUCUCGAUCCAACUCAAUGAUAGAAUUGAUCAUCAUCCUCAACAAAAUUCGACUGAGAUUGUGAACAUCGUUGAUGUACACGACAUGAUACAGCCAAUACUACAAAUACAAGCACAAGUCUGUGAACCGCCCAAUGAUCUGUCCCAGGUGAAAGACACUCAAAUGGCCGACGUUCAUGACAUACCACAGCCUGUAUUGCCUCAGGUCUUUGGAUCACUCGGACAUCAGUCUCAAAUCGAUAUAGCCAACAUGCUCGAUAUUCAUGACAUGAUCCAGCCAAUAUUGCCGACCCAGGGCUUCGCUUCUCUCGAGGAUAGCAGCAUGGUGGAUAUACACGACAUGCUUCAACCCAUCCUGCCGACGCAGGCUUGCGAGCCAUUCAACGGGCAGUCCCAAACUAGGACUUCCAACAUGGCAAGGUUCGACGAUAUUGGUCAACCAAUGUUUCCGGCAGAAAAUGUUACCUCUUCAAAUAUGCAACUACAGAAUAUGUUUCCAUCAAUACCACCUGUGGAUAGACAGGCGUCGAUGAUACAUGAUCAUCAGGAUAUGCCAAUGGUAACACAGAGGCAAGAUAUAUUUACUCAUAAUAGCUUGUAUCUACAGCCUGUUUCAGCAGCGUAG